GUCGCCAAAUUAUUGCCCCUCUGCUGCAGACAGACAAACCACCAUAGUACACACUUUCUUCGCCGACCGCUAAAGUCUAGCGCAUCUCAGAAUCUCCGAGGGUCCCCCAUCAAAACGCAAAACGGAGCCAAACGAGGACGCCCCCCCAUGCCCAUGCCCCAUUCCACAUUCCACCGCCAACUGCCCACCAACAACUCACACACACCCACGCCCUCCAGUCUCCAGGUACCCAGUGGCUUCCCGUGGGAGGAGUCUGGGAGAACACCUCCAGAGGAUGCAGAAGCCUGGAACCCCGGUUCCCAUGGGUUGCAAUGGCCAAUCUCCAAACCGCCCAAAGAACCGGUUUCCCAUCCAGGGCAAGGAUGUGCGCCGCCUUGGCCUGGGCCCUGCUUGCGCUACCGUCACCGUCGAGUUUCUCGCUACGUACUGCGCCGUGGCCCCCCCAACCCUCUCGAACAAUGCUCAUCCCGGCUUCCGGAAUCCCUGCUCCACCUCAGCGGGGAGGGGCGGCAUUUCAGUCAUGCCCGCCGCCUCACCUUUCAGAGCAAGCAUGCUUCUUCUCCUUGA
This is a messenger RNA of Colletotrichum orchidophilum, 567 nucleotides long. RefSeq lists its product as uncharacterized. The annotation marks the transcript as partial. Lineage: Eukaryota; Fungi; Ascomycota; Sordariomycetes; Glomerellales; Glomerellaceae. The transcript has a single exon. The record is from RefSeq and is a predicted model, not a curated record.